UUUCCCCCAUCCUCUAUAUUCGCGACAUUCCUGACCUCACCCACCCCCUCAGAGAGGCUGAAUUUUCCGCUUCGCACAUUGAACAAGUUUGAGCCUUGGCGGCCGCCGUACGCUGCUAGCUUGUGGCAUUAGGGUUCGGUCUUGGCAUUGGGAGGUGCUGAUUGCUAGUCCAACUGCAGCCGGGGAAGGACCGGUUUUGCUAGAACAGUUUGCGGUAUGCUGUAAAGAAAAGGGCGAGCGGUACAAAGAGAGGAUGCUGCGCUUUGUAACCCGUGCCUCCUGUCCACCCCUUAUCUUUGAUAACGAUCCCUCCAGGACUGGCAGCCAGGGGAUCCCGGAGUCCUUCUGAUACCCACAAGCCCCUUGGGCAUUCUUGUCCGGGCCAUGACCUGUAACCCGAGCGGCUUUCUUACCCCUCUGCUUACAUCAGCAAAUUAGUAGCCACCGGGCCGGAAGGCGCUCAGCUUGGCGUGUCCCCACGGCACAGGGAUUCCCGUCUUUGUGGUUACCCUGGGUAUUGUCAGGAAGGGAAGAAUGGCCAACCAGCCCGUCAUCCUCAACGUGUAUGAUAUGUACUGGAUUAAUGAAUAUACAUCCUCCCUCGGAAUAGGUGUUUUCCACUCUGGAAUUCAGGUAUAUGGAAGAGAGUUUGCUUAUGGUGGACACCCCUAUCCAUUCUCUGGUAUAUUUGAAAUCUCUCCGGGAGAUUCCAGCGAACUGGGAGACACUUUCAAAUUUAAAGAAGCGAUAGCCCUGGGGAGCACAGAUUUUACAGAAAAUGAUAUUGAAAAAAUAAUAGAGGAACUAGGAAAAGAAUUCAAAGGAAAUGCCUAUCAUCUCAUGCACAAAAACUGCAACCACUUCUCAUCAGCUUUAUCAGAGAUCCUCUGCGGGAAAGAGAUUCCGCGUUGGGUUAACAGACUAGCCUACUUCAGUUCCUGUGUCCCAUUUUUGCAAAGCUGCCUACCCAAGGAAUGGCUGACCCCGGCUGCUUUGCAGUCUAGCAUAAGCCAGGAACUCCAAGAAGAACUGGAGGAAGCUGAAGAUGCUGCUGCGUCAGCCACAGCCUCCACCUCCACGACUGCAAUGCCUAGACCUGGGCGCCACACAAAACUAUAGGAGAAUACCUUUGGGGGACCUUCAAGGAGAAGAAUGAAUUAGCAACGUUUAGCAACGUGAUCUCCAGCAACUGAUAAUUCCUUUCCAACAAUUGGGAUGUGAGAACACAACAUUUUCCUUCUCAGCUCAGGAUCCUAUUUGUAUUCAGCAAAAUACAUGUGAUGAAACAUGUUAAAGCCACUUUGUCAUCCAUUUGUUAUUGCUCCUAUAUUAUAUCAUACAUGUCCUGCCUUUGUUUUAGUAAUUGUGUUAUGUAUAUUUUUUCAGUAUUUUGGAUUGUUAUGGUUUACAAGUCUCACUGCAUCUCACUGCUAUCAAAAGAAAGGGAUAAAAAUAUGGUUGUUAUGGUCUUUUACCUCAUAUUUACAGAUAUAUACAAAUAUAAGUGUAAUGCAGCAACACAACUGCUUACAGAUGUUUAGGGCAGGUUUCAUACAAGGGCUUAAGUGGCUUUUCUAGGCUCCUACUCUGUAUAAGGCAUUUGCCAGAUCCGUUGCUUUUUCACCUGAGGGAAAGCUUGCGUUGCUGGCAUAUAAAGCACACAAAGCCAAACAAGGGAAGGUAAAAUCACUGGUUGCACUUUAGCAGUUUUUUUCUUCCUCUUUAUAAUGUACUGCUAAAUAACACUAAUCUAGCCAUGCUAUUCAACCAUAGCCAACUGAUACUGAAUGCCCAUCGGCCAUUGGAGUGAGUUGUUUGCACUGUUAAUGCAGUUGUUGAGGAGGCAGAACAGGUUGGCCAGUAACACCACUAGCACAUGUAUGGCGUUCAUCAGUAGGGGUUGUGUUAUCAAAAUGGCUGUUAUGAUAAUUGCCUUUCGUUCAGGGGACAUAUUUAUCAAGGGUGAAUCUAAUGAUGUUUGCGGUCACCUGCUUCUUAAUUUAUCCUCUCAAUAAUUCCAUAGGAGUCAACUAUACUGGGGAGAAAAAUGUGGAAACAAUUAACCCAAAAUUGGUUUUGGGUUGAAUUGCAUUAUUUAAUGUGGCCCAAUGUAUCUCAGACCUCAAAGAUUGAAUACAGACAUAUUCAGGUGCAUUAUUUAUAUGUUGUGCUGGUUGUUCUGGCAGAGUACAGGAAUUAAAUUAUAUAUACAGGUAUGGGACCUAUUAUUCAGAAUGCUCGAUACCUGGGGUGUGAAUCUCUGAACUUUGGGCCUUCAGUAGGAAUGAAUUAUAUCUUAGUUAAGAUCCAGUACAAGCUACUGUUUUAUUAUUACAAAGAAAAGGGAAAUUAGUCUGAAGAUUUCAAUUAUUUAAAUACGAUGGAAGAUGGCUUUCCUGUAAUUCAGAGCAUUCUUGGUAACAGAUCCUUAGCUGUAUGUACUAUAGAAAUAAUUUAUUUCAUUUGUUUAUGCAGUUAAAAGUAGAGUUUGGGCACUACUACUAUUUCCUGUGUUUUAAAGAUGGUGAAAUAAAAUGUAACUGCAUUUGCAAAUAUUUUGUUUUAAUGACUAUAAGUAGUCGUUUCCUACUUUUCACCUACAAAAUUAACUAAAAAUGUCAAUUGGCCAAAUAAAGCCAGUUGUCAGGGGGUGCCCAAACUUUUUCUUUUAAUUGUAUAAAAUGGCAGUGAAUAACUAAUUGUAAACAUUGGUUGUCAUAGAAACCAAAUGUUGGAGGGAGAAAUCAAUCCUCUCUGAUGCAUGAAUCCUAUAUUUUAUUGUGAUGUGGUGUUGCAAGCUCCAAAAGAAUUGCUAUUCACUUUUGUUGUAGAAAACCUAGCACAUCUCUAACUUUUGCCUAAUGGUGUCAGUAACCCCAAAGGUCAAACAUUUUGCUCUGAAACUGAAGUUUUUUUUCUGUUGCACAAAUGCCCUUUACAUUGUUACACACCCGACUGUCAUAAAUAUUUGCCUUUUAUUAAAGGGGCAGUUCACCUUUACAGUUGGUAUUUGUUAUUUAGCUCUUUUUCAGCAGCUCUCCAGUUUGGUAUUUUAGCUGCUAUCUGGUUACUAGGGUCUUAUUUACCCUAGCAACCGGGAAAUAGAUUGAAUAUGAAUAGGAGUGGGCCUGCUUAGAAAGAAUUGGAAUAAAAAGUAACAAUAAAAUUGUAGCCCUACAGAGCAAUCAUGUUUGGCUCCUAUUUGAAAGCUGGAAAGAAAAGAAAAAGCCAAAUAAUUCAAAAACUAUAAAGAAUAAAUAAUAAAAACCUAUUGCAAAGUUGGCAUAAGACAUUCUAUAACAUACUAAAACCUAACUUAAAGGUGAAACACCCCUUUAAGAAAGCUCUCACAAGACUGGUGGUCACAUAUAUAAGUGUAGCCAUGUCUUGAUAGGGUUCAUACUUGACAAAAUAUGCAGGGGUUUAUAUAACAAUGUUAUGGACCAUCUUCUAUUAUAAUAGUGUUUUAGGCCAAUGAACCACAGUUUUAUCAAAUACACUGUCAGAAUCAUUAUGUUCCUUUUGUCCUGGAAUCUAUAUUCCAAUCUACAUAUUGUUUCUGUGUUUACAUUAGCAUUUCAUAUUCAUAUUAAUGUUAGAAUUGUGCAGAGACUGUGUACUGACCCACCAAAGAGAAGGGUACAUCUGUUGUAGCGCCUCGUGGUAUUAUAUUGAGCUGGACCACAGGCAAGUAUUCAGCUGUUACACACAUUUGAAGUCCUUAAGUGAAAUUAAGGUGCCCGUCACUUUGUACACUGGUGAAAUCCGAAUUGUGAAGUAUUUUUGUAACUACAUUUUAAGUGUAAUAAAUUUGGGUGCAGAUUUGUUAGUAA
This is a messenger RNA of Xenopus tropicalis (tropical clawed frog), 3833 nucleotides long. RefSeq names its product desumoylating isopeptidase 2 (gene desi2). Gene Ontology annotation, molecular function: peptidase activity; palmitoyl-(protein) hydrolase activity; cysteine-type deubiquitinase activity. Gene Ontology annotation, cellular component: cytoplasm. Bases 535 to 1119 code for a protein of 194 amino acids. The record is from RefSeq and is a predicted model, not a curated record. NCBI's taxonomy places the organism in Eukaryota, Metazoa, Chordata, Amphibia, Anura, Pipidae. The transcript has 5 exons.